Messenger RNA from Mercurialis annua (annual mercury), 1246 nucleotides. RefSeq names its product acetylajmalan esterase-like. NCBI's taxonomy places the organism in Eukaryota, Viridiplantae, Streptophyta, Magnoliopsida, Malpighiales, Euphorbiaceae. Gene Ontology annotation, molecular function: hydrolase activity, acting on ester bonds. The record is from RefSeq and is a predicted model, not a curated record. The coding region runs from base 40 to 1155 and encodes 371 amino acids. The transcript has 5 exons.
UAAUAAUUAAGCUCUUAGCAAUAGAUUAAUUAACUAAACAUGAAUACAAACACAGCUUUCUUUCAAGUUCUCAUAGUUGCCUCAUUGUUUGUCCUAAUUUCUUGCAAGGCAAAAGAUCCCAAGGCAGAAGAUCUCAAGUCUUGUAAAUUCGAUAGAAUAUAUCAAUUAGGCGAUUCUCUUUCGGAUACCGGAAAUUCUAUAAUAGAAGUUCCUCCAGCUUAUCAUGCUCGAUUGCCUUACGGUGAAACUAUUGGAAAGGCAACUGGUCGACCUUCAGACGGAUAUUUAAUGAUUGAUUUUCUAGCACUUUCUGCCGGAGUUCCAUUGCUUCAGCCUUACGAGAAUCCAAAUUCGACAUUUACUCAUGGAGCGGAUUUUGCAGUUGCCGGUGUUACAGCUUUAUCUAAGGAAAAAUUAAUGGAAUUAAAACUUGAUCUUGGAUAUUCUAAUAGCUCCCUCAUUGUUCAACUUGGAUGGCUCAAAAAACUUUUAUCCUCUAUCUGCAAUGAUACAAAAGAUUGUCAAAAGAAACUUAAAUCCUCCCUCUUCUCGGUUGGGAUCGGGCCAAAUGAUUACGGCCGUGCAUUGUGGAAAAAUGUGAGCAUUGCAAAAACUAAGGAAACAAUGACACCAUUAGUUGUGCAAACCAUUAAAGAUGGCAUCCAAACGAUAAUUAGUUACGGUGCUAGUCGUAUAGUUGUCGAUGCAGCCUAUCCCCUUGGUUGCUCGCCAUCAUACCUAUCGUCUUUCUUGAAUAAGACUUCUGCUAUUGAUUCGUUUGGUUGUUUAAAGGAUUACAAUAGUAUUUAUGAAAAUCAUAACUUUCAACUUGGAAAAGCACUCGAAGAAUUACGAAAAGCGAAUCCACAUGUGAUCAUUGUUUACAAUGAUGUUUACAAUGCGACGUAUUCAAUAAUCAAAAAUCUUCGAACCCUUGGAUUUAAAACAUACAGAAAAGCUUGUUGCGGGAUUGGAGGAAAAUAUAAUGUUAGUCCUGGAUUGGAUAAAAUGUGUGGAGCUAAAGGUGUACCGAUUUGUCCAAAUCCUAGUGAACAUGUAUUUUGGGAUGGAGGCCAUUUCACUCAUCAUUCUAGCAAAGUUAUAUCACAUUAUCUGGUGAAAAGGAUGUUGCCUAAACUUAAAUGUAUUGCUUGAUAAAUAGUUAAUAAUCUUCGUAUAGAAUAUAUGUAUAUGUUUGAUGUAGAAAAAUAUACUAUUAUUUUACCCCUUUAAUGUAUGACUUCUG